Habropoda laboriosa is the source of this 774-nucleotide messenger RNA. Its product is annotated as dnaJ homolog subfamily C member 8. Bases 1 to 774 code for a protein of 257 amino acids. NCBI's taxonomy places the organism in Eukaryota, Metazoa, Arthropoda, Insecta, Hymenoptera, Apidae. The transcript has 6 exons. The record is from RefSeq and is a predicted model, not a curated record. Gene Ontology annotation, cellular component: nucleus.
AUGGCUGCUACCAACUCGAAUAUACCCAGUGAUAGUCCAACAAAGAAAGAGGACGAAUUCAAUGAAUUUUAUUCAGAAGUAAAAGAAAUAGAGAAGAGGGAUUCAGUAUUAACACCCAAACAACAAAUCGACAGAUUACUUCGACCUGGAUCGUCUUAUUUUAAUUUAAACCCUUUUGAAGUAUUACAAAUUGAUCCAUCCACCUCCAUAGAUGAAAUCAAGAAAAAAUACCGUCGUAUGUCAAUUUUGGUUCAUCCUGAUAAAAACCAGGAUGAUGCAGAACGUGCACAACAAGCAUUUGAAAUUGUUAACAAAGCAUGGAAAACAUUGGAAAAUGAAGAAACUAGAGCAAAAUGCAUGGAUGUUAUUGAAGAAGCUAAAGCUCGGACGGAUCACAUGAUUGCAGAAAAAAAGAAAAAAUUGAAAAAAGAAGGAAAAACAGAAAGUGGAGCUGUACUUGAAGAAGAAACAGAAGAGGGUUACAGGCACGCAGUUUGGGUGAUGACAAUGAAACUCUUCGCUGAUAUGGAGAGAAGAAGAAGAGAAUUAGCCACCAGGGAUGCAGAACAGCGUAAGAGAAAACGAGAAGAGGAAUUAUCUGCUGAAGCACAGGCUGCAUUAGAACGUGAGUGGCAAAAAAAUUUUGAGGAAUCUCGACAAUCAAGAGUUGAUAGUUGGAAAGCUUUCCAAUCUGGUGCCAGUGCUACAAAACAAAAGAAAGCGAAAAAGUUGAAAGCUUUCAGGCCUCCCAAAACGAAAGCUGAGUCGCGAUAA